Medioppia subpectinata is the source of this 355-nucleotide messenger RNA. The record is from the annotation of a GenBank genome assembly. NCBI's taxonomy places the organism in Eukaryota, Metazoa, Arthropoda, Arachnida, Sarcoptiformes, Oppiidae.
AUGGGUUGGGCAGACGUGGGCUAUCACUCCGACCACAUCCUCACACCUAAUAUCGAUAGUCUGGCCGCCGAUGGAAUCCUUCUCAACCACUUCUACGCUCAACCCAUGUGUAGCCCGAGUAGGGGUGCGCUCCUGACGGCCGUACAUCCCAUACAUCUGGGCCUUCAAAACCGUAUGAUUAUAAACCACUCGCCCACUGGUUUACCACUGGAUUGCAAAAUAUGGCCCCAAUAUCUAAAACAACGCGACAAUUACGCGACACAUAUUGUCGGUAAAUGGCACCAGGAUUUUGCGCGCCGUGAGUUCACGCCUACCCACUGGGGCUUUGACUCACACGUGGACUUCUGAUCGAUGG